CGGACUGCGGGCACUUUGAUGAAUCACGUGUGCGGAGGCCCUCUUAAAGAGAUAGGCACCUACUUUCCCUCCACCCCAAACACCGCCCUGAGGGCGGCGGCGACCGUGGUAAUUACAGCCGCUCGGGGGCAGGGCUUGCCCCGGCGCACAGUAGUGGCAACGGCUUGUCGAGUCUGGGGUGCCUGGGAGCCGCGAGCCCCGGGGACGUGAAAUCGGCAGACCCACUUUCCCUUCCAGGAAGAGGCGCUGCCGAAUCCGCGCGGGGCAGCGAGAGCGCCCCGAGGGGCUUCCUCAGUGAAGCACAAGUGGGGUUCCAGGGCACAGGUGACAGGGCCGAAGAAAGAUGGAGCAGCCCGGGGCGGCGGCGGCGGCGGGCGCGGGAGGCAGCGGCGAGGAGCCCGGUGGGGGCCGAAGCAACAAGCGGAGCGCGGGGAGCCGGGCCGCCAACGAAGAGGAAACGAAAAACAAACCUAAAUUGAACAUUCAAAUAAAAACUUUGGCAGAUGAUGUGCGUGACCGAAUUACAAGUUUCAGAAAAUCUACUGUAAAAAAGGAAAAGCUUCUUAUCCAACAUCCUCUUGAUUCUCAAGUUGUAAUGAAUGAGUUUCCAGCUGCUCAGCCAUUAUAUGAUGAACGAUCUUUGAAUUUGUCAGAAAAGGAAGUACUGGAUUUAUUUGAAAAAAUGAUGGAGGACAUGAACCUUAAUGAAGAGCGAAAAGCUCCUUUACGAAACAAAGAUUUUACCACCAAGCGUGAGAUGGUCGUCCAGUAUAUUUCUGCUACUGCCAAAUCUAUAGUUGGAAGUAAAGUUAUGGGAGGACUGAAAAACAGCAAACAUGAAUGCACCCUGUCUUCACAAGAAUAUGUUCAUGAAUUACGAUCUGGCAUUUCUGAUGAGAAACUUCUUAACUGCCUAGAAUCUCUGAGGGUUUCUUUAACCAGCAAUCCUGUCAGCUGGGUUAACAACUUUGGCCAUGAAGGUCUUGGACUCUUGUUGGAUGUGCUGGAAAAGCUUCUGGACAAGAAACAGCAAGAAAAUAUUGACAAGAAGAAUCAGUAUAAACUUAUUCAGUGCCUCAAAGCAUUUAUGAACAAUAAGUUUGGAUUACAAAGGAUUCUAGGAGAUGAAAGAAGUCUUUUACUCCUAGCAAGAGCAAUUGACCCCAAACAACCCAACAUGAUGACUGAAAUAGUAAAAAUACUUUCAGCUAUUUGCAUUGUUGGAGAAGAGAACAUUCUAGAUAAACUUUUAGGGGCUAUAACUACAGCAGCAGAACGAAAUAACAGAGAACGAUUUUCACCAAUUGUGGAAGGAUUAGAAAACCAUGAAGCUUUGCAAUUACAGGAAGUAAAAGAAAAAGAGGACCUAGUUCAUCAGGAAUUCCAGGCCCUCCUCCACCACCUCCAUUGCCAGGUGCUGGGCCAUCCCCACCUCCACCUCCACCUCCACCACCUCUGCCCGGAGUAGGUCCCCCUCCUCCACCUCCUUUACCUGGGAUGCCUGGAAUACCACCACCACCGCCACUGUUUGGGGGCCCUCCUCCACCACCUCCCCUCGGAGGAGUUCCUCCACCUCCGGGAAUGCUCCUUGAUUUGCCAUAUGGAAUGAAGCAGAAAAAAGUAUAUACACCUGAGGUGUCCAUGAAGAGGAUCAAUUGGUCAAAGAUUGAACCCAAAGAAUUGUCUGAGAAUUGUUUCUGGUUGAAAGUUAAAGAGGAGAAGUUUGAAAAUCCAGAUCUCUUUGCAAAAUUGGCACUGAAUUUUGCUACCCAGAUGAAAGUUCAAAAGAAUGCAGAAGCUUUAGAAGAAAAGAAGACCAUACCUGCAAAGAAGAAAGUAAAAGAGUUGAGAAUUUUGGAUCCCAAAACAGCACAGAAUCUUUCUAUCUUCCUAGGAUCGUAUCGUAUGCCAUAUGAAGAAAUAAAAAACGUCAUUCUGGAGGUUAAUGAAGGCAUGUUGAGUGAGCCCUUAAUUCAGAACCUUGUAAAACAUCUUCCUGAGCAGAAGGUACUCAAUGAGCUAGCAGAGCUGAAGAAUGAGUAUGAUGACCUCUGUGAACCUGAACAGUUUGGAGUUGUGAUGAGCUCAGUGAAAAUGUUGCGGCCUCGUCUCAAUAGCAUUCUUUUCAAGCUCACAUUUGAAGAACAUGUAAACAACAUUAAGCCAAGCAUCAUAGCAGUAACUCUGGCCUGUGAAGAACUGAAGAAAAGUGAAAGCUUUAACAGACUUUUAGAGUUAGUUCUUUUGGUUGGAAACUACAUGAACUCAGGCUCAAGAAAUGCCCAGUCUUUGGGUUUUAAGAUCAACUUUCUCUGUAAGAUCCGAGAUACUAAAUCAGCAGAUCAAAAAACCACCCUCUUGCAUUUUCUUGCUGAAAUUUGUGAGGAAAAUUACCGGGAUAUCCUGAAAUUUACUGAUGAACUGGAGCAUGUAGAAAGUGCAAGCAAAGUUUCAGCUCAAAUUCUCAAGAGCAACCUUGCAGCAAUGGAACAACAAAUUGUUCAUCUGGAACGCGACAUCAAGCAGUUCCCCAAAACAGAAAAUCCACAUGAUAAGUUUGUGGAAAAGAUGACAAGCUUUGCGAAGAGUGCCAGAGACCAGUAUGAAAAACUAUUCACCAUGCACAACAACAUGGUAAAGCUCUAUGAGAAUCUUGGAGAAUACUUUAUUUUUGACUCUAAGACUGUGAGCAUAGAAGAAUUCUUUGGUGAUCUCAACAACUUUCGAACUUUGUUCCUGGAAGCAGUGAAAGAAAACAACAAAAGAAAAGAACUGGAAGAGAAGACUAGGAGGGCAAAGCUUGCAAAAGAGAAAGCUGAACAAGAAAAGUUGGAACGCCAGAAGAAAAAGAAACAACUCAUUGAUAUAAACAAAGAGGGUGAUGAGACGGGCGUGAUGGAUAAUCUUCUGGAAGCCCUGCAAUCAGGGGCAGCAUUCCGAGACCGCAGAAAGCGGAUUCCAAGGAAUCCAGGUAAGAGCCAUUCUAGCUCUCAUGGUAUUAUAGAAUGUAAAUGCUCAGAACCAAAUACCAAAAAAAAAAAAAAAAAACCCUUUCUCAUGAAAAAAAAAAAUUAUUUGAAACAGCUGAUCUCACUUCAUGAGUGAAGUCUCAGCAGGCUUCUAUAUCUACCUGAUCACAAGUU
Molecule: messenger RNA, 3143 nt
Organism: Capra hircus (goat)
Lineage: Eukaryota; Metazoa; Chordata; Mammalia; Artiodactyla; Bovidae
Gene: DIAPH2
Product: diaphanous related formin 2
Biological process (GO): actin filament polymerization; actin cytoskeleton organization
Cellular component (GO): actin filament; cytoplasm
Molecular function (GO): microtubule binding; actin binding; small GTPase binding
Source: RefSeq, a predicted model, not a curated record